UUACACAUUCACACAGACAUACACAAACGCACACACACACACACACACACACGUUUCUCAUGCAACAUCACUCAAUCAUACACACACACUCACUUAAUCUCUCUGUUCCGGACACAAACACACAUUUUCUCACAUAUCUCAUGCAACAUCACUCUUAUCUCGUACACAGACACACACACACUCACCCAUGCAUGCACACAAACUCAUGCCCAUGCAAUAGCAUAUUUGCACAGUAGGUUUUUUACCUGCUGCAGUCUUUUAAUAUCUCUCUAACUUAACAGUAAAUAGGAAACACAUCAACACAUAGACACAUACUGGAAUAUAUCUCCUAGACAUAAUGCGCAACCAAAUGAUAUUUCUGUUCAUCAUUCUGCUGGAUGCAUCAGCGAGCCUGCAGCUCUACCAGUGGCCGCGGUUUGUGGGUGUGAAAUCGGGCCACAGAGUGACGCUCAGCUGUAGAAGCUAUACCAGUGGCAGCUUAACGGCUGUGGAAUGGCUGAAGGCCCCGGUGCCCGGAGGCAAGGCAGACAAGGCCCAACCGUUAGAGGAGGGCGAGAGGGUGAGCUUUGGCCAGAGCACUGGCUGGAUGACCCUGAGCAAGCUGGAGCCCGAAGACAGUGGCGUCUACUUCUGCCGCGUCAAUGGCAUCACUGGGCCUGGCAGCGAGGUUCAGGUCCACCGGCCCAGGAACUUGGACACGACCAUUAGGAGAAGCAACAUGAAGGACGUGGUCAUCUUCCUCCAGGCCUUCCUGCUGGGUUUAUUCCUACUGAUCCCUCACCUCUGCUACAAACAAAAGCCAGAGAAAGAGGAGACUAUCUAUGAGGUGCCUGACGAGGACCACACAUAUGAGGGGCUGGACAUUGAACAGUGUGGUCUCUAUGAGGACAUCCCAGCCUUCAGCCAGCCUUCAGCCAAUUCAGAUGCUGAUGAGCCCUGUGACAUGGAGUCUCCAGACCAAGAGUGAGGACCCUGCAUGCCCCCAUCACCCACCAGUGCCUUAUCCACCCAUCCAUCCACCCACUAGUGCCUUAUCCACGAUCCACCCACUAGUGCCUUAUGCACAAUCCACCCACUAGCGCCUUGUCCACCAAUCCAUCCACUCCCCCUCCCAUGCCUUAGCCACCAAUCCACCAAUCCACCUUAUCCAACGAUCCAUCCGCAAACGGCUCAUUCACCGAUCCGCCCACCCACGCCUUACCCACCGAUCCUCCCACCCACGGAUCCUCCCAUCCAUGCCGUCUACUGUUUCAUCCAUCAACCACCGAUCCAUCCACCACCUUUCUUUAUCCAUCAAAUCAUCCAUUUGUGCCUUAUCUGGGCCUGGCAGUACACAAUGAAGAACAUUCAUUUCAACGUUCAACAUUCAACUGGGUAUGGGCAAUCCUCACCAGUCUUCUACCAUGCGUCCUCUCUCUCUGUCAUGCCCAAAUGGUGCUUUUCACUGAGCAGUACAAACAUUAUUUGGCAUUACUGCCAAAACUUUGAAUUGUUGAAAUAAGUGGUGGCAGUCCUUGUUAUAUGGCCCUAGUUAAGAUCAUCUUUUAUAUUUAAAAUUCUUUACUAUUUUUGAGGCAUGUUUUCUUUUUACUGAUACCAGUGUCAGCCUCAAUUUUGUUUUGAUGAUAUAUGUAGCAUGUAAGCUAAAGAUUGACAGCUGUUCACUAGCAGGCUAAUCCUGUAGCCAGAACCACAAGAAAAUGGUUCAAAAACGUUUGCUGCACAAACAUCGACAAAUACUGUAUAUUAAUAAAAAACACAUCUCAUCAAGCUUACAAGCUUUUGACAGUAGCAACUCUGCUGUUGAUGGUUAUGCAAGUCAAGUUAGCUUUAAACUAGUCUGCUUGUUUAAAUAAAAUCACAAAAGCCUAAAGGGAGAAUUUGUGAUUCAUGUGAAAAAUAAAAGCUCAACAGCCAAUCAAAUGACAGCAUUCCCUUUUGUUGCAACACAUGGACCUCUGAAGUUCACCUACAAUAAAGACCCAAAAGAUGCCAUCUUUACCCAUAUAAAGAGAUCCAAGUAUCAUCUUUGCCCAUAUAAGGAGAUUUGGCAGAGAUGGCAACUUUGGGUCCUUUUGUAAGCGAACUUCAAAGGGCUGGAAUUGUUUAUGGCUUGGUCCAUGUCUGAGUCCUAUUGUCAGAGGCAGGAAAGGCUUUUUCAGGUAUACACAGAAUAAGCAUUUAGAGGACAACUAUAUGGGAUCUCUGAGGAUCUCUGAAGUAUGAAUCUAGCUUAGCUUCCUAUUCACACCUGUUCACACACAUCUUCAUUUCAUUUAAAGUGAUCAAUUAAUUUUGCCAGCAGCCAGACCAACGGAUACCCUGUCUUUGCUGAAUUACUGAAGCUAAGCAGGUGUGGGCCUAGUACUUGGAUGGGAGACCUCCUUGAAAAGCUAGGUUGCUGCUGGAAGUUGUGUUGGUGGGUGGCCAGUAGGUGGCACUCUUCCCUCUGGCCAAAAACAAAAUAAAAUCCAAUGCCCAAUGCAAUGACGGGGACACUGUACUGUAGGAGAUGCCGUCCUUCCGAUGAGACGUUAAACCGAGGUCCUGACUCACUGUGGUCAUUAAAGAUCACAUAGUAGUGGGUUCCCUGGUGUCCUGGCUAGAUUCCCAACCUGGCUCAUUCAAUCUGGCCCCCUAAUCAUCCCCCCAGUGUAAUUGGCUCAUUCACUCCCUCACUCUCCACCUCAAGCUGGUGUGUGGUGAGCGUUCUAGCGCAUAAUGGCUGCCAUGCUACACACUGGCGGUGGUUAGUGAGGUUCUUCCUUCACUGUGAAGCGCUUUGAGUGUUAAGAAAAGUGUUAUAUAAAAGUAACAUGUUGUAUUCUCAAGCUUUGCAUCUUGAGUGGUUUGUGUUGUCCUGUGUCCUGGUAAAGAUGCAAUGUCCAUAUUGCAUUUUAAUAUGGCUAACAAGUACAAUUUAUACAAGUUGUUAUUACUGUAUUAUUGUUUAUCAUUAUUACUACUACUACUAUUAUUUGUGCUAUGUUUAUGCUUUGCAUUCAGAGUUUUAU
This is a messenger RNA of Alosa sapidissima (American shad), 3014 nucleotides long. It is a transcript of the gene cd79b, whose product is annotated as CD79b molecule, immunoglobulin-associated beta. Gene Ontology annotation, cellular component: external side of plasma membrane; B cell receptor complex. The record is from RefSeq and is a predicted model, not a curated record. The coding region runs from base 338 to 967 and encodes 209 amino acids. Gene Ontology annotation, biological process: B cell receptor signaling pathway; B cell differentiation. NCBI's taxonomy places the organism in Eukaryota, Metazoa, Chordata, Actinopteri, Clupeiformes, Clupeidae. The transcript has 5 exons.